AUGGCGACUUCGACGUCUACGUUAGCAACGGAUGAGCAAGUGAGAGUGCAAGACUAUCUAAACGACAAAAUCCAGACAUCUACCGACUUUGAGAGCCUUGAGUCGCUGCUUUCGAACCUGCGAACCCAGCAUGAGCUCCAGCGGAAGCAGCUAUCUGAAGCACAGGAAGCUCUAUCAAAGGCAACAAAAUCCUCUAACGACCAUGUCAAAACAACUCGCAAACGCGCGGAAGCGUUCAACGAGCAACAGGCCGACAUCGACCGACGACUAAUGGCAUUGACCAGAUCAAACGCUAGUGACGAGGCUGCAAAGCGAUUCGAAGCUGGUAUCAGAAAACUACAAAGACUAGAGUUAUCGAGAGGCUAUAUUGGACUGUUGAAAGACGCUGAGGAUUUGAGUACAAAUGCCUUGCAGAGCAUCCAGUCUGCGCCUCGAUUAGCGAUUACGUCGUACUCUCAGCUACGGAAUAUCGCUGAGCAGUUGAAAGAGGCACAGCCGGCCGCGGAAGGUGCAAGCCCCCACCUGGUUGACUAUGUAGGGCAACUGGCGUCGAAACUUCGCAUGGAACUGAAGGGAGAGUUUACAAGCCAAUUACAGUCGACCUUAGAACAGAUAAAAUGGCCGUCAAAGGAUCUCGAUCUCUCAGACGGACUCAGAUUGCAGUGGAAAGAACAUGUUGAGCUGCUUCUUGACCUGCAGAUUCCAGAACUCAAUUCUUACGAGAGCGCAUCCAAACAACGAAAUGCGCAGCCGCCAGUUCUGUUUCCGUUGGAAGUCAUGGUGCACCCUCUACAGCUUCGCUUCAAGUAUCAUUUUAGUGGCGACAAGCCAACAAACAGGCUUGAUAAGCCCGAAUAUUUCCUUGCCCAUAUAAAUGAUCUUCUUAACAAUCUUGGCGGCUUCUUUACCUCUUUUCUUCAGCCCAUAUUCGAGCAAAAAUCGCAAACCGUCGGGCAUCAGCUGGCAUGGCACUUCCUCAGCGCUUCUGAUGCGUACAUCUCCGCUCUGCUGCCAAUGUUGCGACACAAAGUAAAUGCAUAUCUUCCGCAAAUUUCAACACAUCCGCAGCUACUCAGCCACUUUGUCCACGAAUUAAUGAGCUUCGACAAUGAUCUCCGCGAGACUUGGAACUACAUGCCUGAUCCUUACUCACAAGAAGAUUGGAGAGGGCUGGCGUGGGAAGUUCUUUCGAAAGAGGGAUGGUUCGACCGCUGGCUCCAGGUUGAAAAGAACUUUGCGCUGGCCCGGUACAAGGAGAUUGUAGACACGCCCGACAGCGGUCAUAUUGACUAUGAAGGAGUCGAUCCAUCCGCGACCAAGCCGACUAGAGCCGCUAUCCGUGUGAAUGACCUUUUGGAAACGAUCACCGAACGAUAUCAGCCGCUAUCGUCGUUCAGCCAAAAGCUCCGGUUCCUCAUUGACAUUCAGAUCACCAUAUUUGAUCAAUUCCAUGAACGCUUGCACUCAGCUCUCGAAGCAUACCUCGCCAUGACAUCAACAAUCGGCCGCACCGUGCAGGGAGCGGAUGGACAGGCCAGUGUUGAGGGCAUUGCUGGACUAGAAAGACUUUGCAGAGUCUUUGGGAGUGCGGAAUAUCUCGAGAAAAAAAUGGAAGACUGGAGUAACGAAGUGUUUUUUGUUGAGCUCUGGUAUGAGCUUCAGAAACGGGUCAGGCAGAACAGAGACGGGGGCAGGAAUGUCGCCGGUUCUAUGUCGGUUGCCGACGUAGCUUCACGUACCUCUCCGGCUGUUAGCAACCGUCAGACUAUGGACUCGCGGGAUGAAACGUCUGAAGGGGCUCUAUUUGACGAGACCGCCUCAGCAUACCGUCGCCUCAGGCUGCGUUCCGAAUCCAUCAUCACCUCAACCCUAACGUCCACUGUACGAUCCGCUCUCAAGAGCUACUCCCGCGUGUCCACUUGGGCAACCAUCUCUGACGCCACUGGCUCCGCAACAACUCCUCUACCCCCAACUGCAGAUCUUGCGCCUGCCAUGCGCACCCUGUCUACUGCCAUCUCCUUUCUCUCCCGUGCACUAGGUGUUGCGCCGCUGCGACGGAUCGUUCGCCAGGUCCUUCUUUCUACACAGACGUAUAUAUGGGGCAAUGUACUUCUACGGAACGCAUUUUCCUCCGCUGGUGCCUUGCAGCUCGCAAGUGAUUUGGAUCAUCUGUGUAACGUUGUCGAUGUGGCCCUUGGUCCUGCAGCUCCCGCCGGAGGCUCCAAAGGUAUUCUCCAGAAAAUGAACGAAGGCCUUCUGAUCCUUAAUCUUGAUGCGCGUGCGCUUCAAGUAAUUGGUCAAACCGACGAGUCUACUAGAUCUGAGCAAGAUAAAGCCCUAGGGCUGUGGGAGGUUGAGAAGAGGCUCUUCAAGGACAACGAAAGUGCAAGAGAUGUGCUUGCUGAUCUGGGAAUAGAGACUCUUACUGAGGCCGAAGCCAGGGGUGUUCUCGAGAAGCGCGUCGAGAUCGGGAAAUAA
This is a messenger RNA of Aspergillus calidoustus, 2478 nucleotides long. Lineage: Eukaryota; Fungi; Ascomycota; Eurotiomycetes; Eurotiales; Aspergillaceae. The record is from the annotation of a GenBank genome assembly.